Hydra vulgaris (swiftwater hydra) is the source of this 2509-nucleotide messenger RNA. Its product is annotated as centromere protein C. Lineage: Eukaryota; Metazoa; Cnidaria; Hydrozoa; Anthoathecata; Hydridae. Gene Ontology annotation, molecular function: centromeric DNA binding. Gene Ontology annotation, biological process: spindle attachment to meiosis I kinetochore; kinetochore assembly; attachment of mitotic spindle microtubules to kinetochore. Gene Ontology annotation, cellular component: kinetochore. The record is from RefSeq and is a predicted model, not a curated record.
AUAUGAUUAUACUUACAUGUACAUAGUUUUUUUAUUAUAAGGAGUAUCUGGUAUUAUAAAUAACUGAUGUUGCUGUGGUUUGUACAUGAUGGUAAAAGUUCCCAACAAGUCACCAUUACUACUUGGAAAAAAACUAGAAUUACAAAAAGAAAAAAUUAAUAAAAGCCGUAAUAAUACUGCAAAAAGGAUAGAGUCAGAAGUUAAAUGGCCCAGUCCUGGAUCAUUUUUUUCUAUAAACCUUAAAAUGCUUGACCAUUCUCCUUCCCUAUGUUCCUCUAGUAAUUCUAAUCUUAGUGAAACAGUUAAAGACAUUUUACCAAACACAUUAAUAAGUCCCUGUGAACCAGUUUCUAAUUUAACACAUACAAACAAAGAAAAACAUUUACAGACAAAAGAUGAUUUGAAAGAAACCAGGAAAAGACUUAUUUAUUCUCCAUUAAAGGGGACUCCUCCAAAAAGAUUGCGUGUGGAAAAUGAAGACGUUGAUUUAGAAAGUAGUUUUAGGUUUGAUAAUACUAUGAAAAAUUAUUUACGUCCAUUCGACUGUUCAACACCUAAUCAACCUAAAAAAAAACCUUCAUCACCAACCUCAUUACCAACCUCAUCAACAUUUGAUCAUCAUAACAAUAAUACAGAUAUUGAUUUCAAAAGAGUUGCUGGAAAUUCAGUUAUUCAGUUAAGACGCUCUCAAAGGAAGUCUUCGGAGUUUAUUAAUAUGAACCUAAGUACUAUGGUUGAUCUCUGCACCAAUAGGUCUAAAUUUGAUAAAACCGCAAAAAAAUCUGAUGAAAGUUUGCAAUUAAAAGCAAAUCGAAAUGAAGUUUCAAUUCAUAAAGAAUCUGCAAAGAACAAUAAAUCAAAAUUGAACUCAAACAAAACUUUAUCAAAUCAAAAUGAAGUUUCAACUCCUAAAGAAUCUGCAAAGAACAAUAAAUCAAAAUUGAACUCAAACAAAACUUUAUCAAAUCAAGAGGAAGUUUUAGCUCCUAAAGAAUCUGCCAAGAACAAUAAAUCAAAAUUGAACUCAAAGUCUGAUGACACCAAAAGAACAUCAAAUCCAAAUCGAAAGGAAGCUUCAACUCACAAAGAAUCUGCAAAGCCAAUAUUGAACUCAACAGAUCAAAAUGAAGUUUCAACUCCUAUAGAAUCUGCAGGAAACAAUAAAUCAAAAUUAAAUUCAAGUAAAAGAUUAUCAUAUCAAGAGGAAGUUUUAGCUCCUAAAGAAUCUGCAAAGAACAAUCAAAAAAACAAAUCAAAAUUGAACUCAAAGUCUGAUGACAUCAAAAGAACAUCAAAUCCUAAUGAAAGAGAAGUUUUAACUCCUAAAGAAUCUGCAAAGAACAAUAAAUCGGACUCAAGUAUAUCAAAGUCUGGUGACAACAAAAGAACAUCAAAACCAACAACAACAACAACAGCAACAACAAUAACAACAACAACAAGUAAACCCACUUUAGAACACUCCUACAGGAGAAAGAAACUAUGUAUGCCUUAUAGAAGACGAAGUGAAAAAGCUUGCCAAACUUCUAAAUUAAAUAAAACAAAGAUUACAAAAGAGGAAUUGGAAAUUAAUAAAAAUAAAACAAGAACUGAAAGUGAUUAUGCAUUGAAUAAUGAAAGUGAAGUUGUCAAAAAUGCAUCAAAAACAAAAAGUAAAAAAAAACAUAUUCUGUCAGAAAGAAGUAAUAUUCAAUUAGAAAACACAAAGUCUAACCGAUCAUCUGGAAUGGAACUUAAGAACCUUACCAGAACUGAAAGUGAUUAUGCGAUUGACAAGCAAAUCAUAGAAAAUAUGGCAACUGAUAGUGAUGAAAGUGAAGAUGUCAACUGUGCAUCCAAUUCAUCCAAGUUAAAAAAAAAGAACAAGAAUAUCCUUCCCAAAAAAAGUUUACCACAAAAUUUAUUGGAACCUUUUGUCCAGAAUGAGGAUGAACAAAGUUUAAGCAAAUUACCAGAAACUGUGCGAGUGAAAAUGCAUGGACAGAACGUUAUGGCUAAUUUAAAGCUAGUCUUACCAGUAUCUGAAAAAUGGGACAAGCCAUCACAUAACAGUGCACAUGUUGAAACAAUUAAAUACUUCACUAUUUUUCACUUUUGUCAUGGGCAAUUAAAAAUUAAAGCAUUUGGUGAAAAGGGACUUCAAAAAUCUAAAUGUUCUGCAUUAAUUUUUUAUGUACUUUUUGGAAAUUUGGAAGUCACUAUUCACGAAACUACAUUUUCUGUUGGUCCUGGAGUUAAUUUUCUUGUUCCACAAGGGAAUGUAUAUAACAUAGUAAAUCGGAACAAUAUGGAGGCGCGGCUAAUCUAUAUGCAAGUGAAUGAUCCAAAGGAAAUCAAUUGAUUUUGUAAUAAUUUUCCAAUUAAAUGAAAAGAGAUUCGAGUUACCAUCCUGGAAUACUUAAAAACAAUGAUAUAUUUUUUAUUAUCAAUAAUGUAAUUCUUAUUUAAUGUGAAUAUGUAUAUAUUAUAUAUAUGAUAUAAAAAUAUUUCGUGCAAUUUUAAACUUUCAAAA